AGAAAAUAUGUUUGUACGCUUUCGGAUGAGAUGGAGCUAAUAUUUUCAUAAUAGAAAAAAGAUUUUAGGAAAAUUAUGGAUUACCCUUCAAAAAUGGUGGAGAGCAAGCAAGUACGAGUGGACAACUGGGGGAUCUUCUUCCUCCAACGCCUCCAGGUGUUCUUUAGCAAAACUGAUUACUGUGAUUUAACUUUACAAUUUGAGGGAAAUGUCCAGCUAAAAGUACAUCGGCUUGUCAUGUGUGCCUGUACAGAAUAUUUCACUUAUUUGGAACAGUCGUGCCCAGCUCUAGAAGAGAACACUAUAAUGAUGCCAUCAGACCUCCAGGCAGACGUGAUUGUCCCCAUUGUUAAUUUCAUGUAUACGGGCAUGCUAGAAUUUCACAUGUCAAUAUUUGAUAGACUAUAUAAAGCCGCAGAGUUGAUGAACAUAACCGUCCUAACAAAAUUACUGGACGCCCAGAAGGUCCAUCCGAAUUAUAAAUCAUUGAAGAAAAAGCCCGAAUCGCCACAUAUAUGGAAUUUACAGGGGCCGAAGGUAUCCCCUAAAGUACCAAAAACUCCAGAAUUACCACCUACUCUACCAGGCAGAAAAUUACCCGUUUGGAAAAGGAAGAAUGUUCCUUCGGUACCCAUGCAACAUCCCACGUCGACGUUGCAGUUUUCAGAACAUAGAUUUCCUCAAGAUCCCCUAUCAGUGCCUGACAGUACCCCGAAGCCUACGAGGUUCGAGUGGCCAGAUGACGACUUGCCUCAAAUCAGUUUGAUGGAUACUAGUUUCGAAGAGAUCUCGUACACCAGUAAGCCGUUGUUAACGCAAGAAGAGGAAAUCAGAGCUAGUACGUCUUUUGACGACAGGAGAAGCGCUAGUAGUGACCAAAAUAAAGAUGACGAAUACAGCGACUUUUCUCAACAAAAGAGAAAGUUGGAUCAGAGCACCGAAAAAUCGUCUCCGAAAAGAGUGAAGUUGAACGACAAAGAAAAUAAAGAAGCGACAAUAAGCAUAAAAAGUAGUAACGGUGCGGAUUUGGAUCACACAAAGAUAGUAUCCGAGAUACUAAAGAAAUAUCCGCAGUUAGUCAAAAAGAACAAGAAUAUACGGCUGAAAAUCAUGGCGAGCGGGAAUAAAACCGUCGUGGAGCAAACGGUUCACGCUCCCGUUAAAACCCCUAAAAUGAAAGUCCAGGUGGAGGCCGCCAAAUCUAAAGUCGUGAAACCGGCCCAGAAGCCCAAAUUGGAGAAACGCCCUGCCUCUGAAGAAGGCCCCUGGGUCUGCAACAAAUGCGACGAAACGGGAGAGUCCACGCAAGAGUUCGUGUUGUAUUACCUCUACCGCAAGCACAUGACGGAUGUGCACAAUGAGACCUUCGACGCUCGCCUUUGCAAGUACUGCGGCCAGUGGUGCGGCAAACAUAACCUGAUGAUGUACCACUUGUACACGAAACACGGCCUGAAACCCCCGACCACCUAUAAUUUCCCGAAAUGCGACCAGUGCCCGUAUAUAGCCCUGUCGGCUCAGAAGCUGACGCAACACAAGCUGCACCACGACCCGGACGAAAUGCAGUGCGUCGACUGUCACCUAGCCUUCACGUCGAAACAGACCCUGACCUCGCACGUCCAGAUAACGGGUCACCUGAACCGCAACGGUAACACCAGCCACGAUUGCCAGUACUGCACGAAACGUCUUCAGUCCGCCAUCAAUUUAUUCUCGCACAUCAAGAAUUCCCACCUGAAGGAGGCCAAGAGGGACGGGAUAGUUAUCCUGGACGAGGCGGACGACGUAGAAAACGAAAUCGAGGAGGAGGAGGUCGCCGUGCCGAAAGACAAGGUGAAGAUAAUAUCGAACGUUAAGGUUCCCGUUCGUUCCGAGCAGAACAACGCUAGCACCCAGCAGGUGGCUCAGAUGGAAGCUAGCUCGGAAGCCGAGGCGCUCAGCAACGUAGCCAGCGGUAUCGCGACCAGCUUGGGCCUGGUGGACAUCGUCGUUCUAGACGACAACCAACAGUACAUCCUCCAGCAGCAAGAAGACCACACCGGCCAACCGGAAUUUAUCAUACCGGACCUCACCACGGGCGAGAAUCACUUCGCCGGGCAGGUCAUUACGACCCAACACAGCGCGGUACUUCCGCAAAGCAUGUUGCAGUCUACGGGUCCCGACAUCAGCUCGACGGACGAGUUAGUGAUGGUCCUGACGGAUCACGAUUACCAGGACGAGCAGGAGGGCUCGACGACGGACAAUUCGAAUAUAGUCGUGUUGUACAGCCAUCCCGUCGACGGGCAGCAAGGCCAGUUCAUAACGUCUCAGGGCAAUCUCUUGGUGAAUUCUCAAACGGGCAUGCUGGAGAUUCGGAACGAAGCGAUUACCACGACGGCGACUAACCAGAUGGUCGUCAACACCGUGGAUACCGCGGAAUCCAUCGAAUCGAUACAGAGGGAAAUUCAAAGCCAUAAUAUGAAGCAGGAGCCGUACUACGAGGAAGAAACGAAAGCAAACGCAGCCCCGGUUCCCCAACCCGACGUGGAACCAACGGAAUCGCAACAACUGCCGCAGAGCGAGGAAACGGAACCGACGGUGGUCAGAAACGUUGACCGAGGUACCACCACCGAAAAUCUACCAGUAGAUGGCUACCAAGAGGAGGAAACACCUACCGAGCCCGUCGAAGAACGAGAGGAAGCGCCUAAGGAAGUGGAGAAGGAAAGUAACGAAGCGACUGAAGAACCUGCUAAUACCGAAGGGGAAACCGCGGUUAAAGAACCGGAAAACAGCGAUAACGUUGACGCUGCGACUGUUGCUUUGGAAGAACCCAUGGAAACCGAGGAAAUACCACAACCGGUCCCUGAGGAUAGCUCCGAUGACAAGCAAUCGCCUGAUCAGGAUUCCGUUCAGGAAGCGGCCGCCGAAGAACCAGAACCGGAAGAAACUCAAGCGCCGCCUCAAGAAAUCAACGCCACGGGUGAUACGGAGGGUACCGAAGGCAUAGAUGUCCCUCCCACAGAGAAGAGGGAUCGCGUGGGGGUCGACUCAAUGUGUGAACCGACGGAACAUUUCGUUUUCAACGACCCGAGUAAAGUGAGCUUCGAGGAGUCUGACGGAAACCCGGACACGUGUGUAGAGGUGAGCGUUUCGGAAGCGAUGGAGGUUGACGGCAAGAUGGAAGAUCCGCUACGGGACGAACGAGAGGAAGUGGCAGCUGCGGACAAGGAAAUGAACACUGAACCGAAGGAAGGCGAGGAGGUCGAGGAACGAGUUCAAGAAUCGGAUGAAGGCAAGGAAAAUGGGAAAAAUGACGGCGAAGAUGGGGUUUCUACGGAACCGACGGAGCACCCCCCACCCCCAGAAGAAGUUUCCGAACUGGAAUACCAGCACCACAGCGAGACGGACAACAGCCAGUCCAACGAGGAGGAAGACGACAAUUCUCAGUCGUCGCAGGACACCGCCCAGUCGCAGGAGGCCCCCGUCGACAACAGGAAUCCGGAGAACAUAAACCGGGCGAUCCUGGAGGACUGGGAGGACACGGAUUCGCAGCAGAGCGAGAAGCAGCGCGCCGCAAUGAAGCAGGCGGCGGAGAACGUUACUAAACUGAUGGACGACUGGGAGGAGGAGGACGACGAGGACGAUAAGAAGGACGGCGAUUAGUUGUAGAUACGUGAGUGCUUUUUAUACGUCUGCUUUGUUUUUUUUCGUAUUUUUAUAAUUAAUUGUUUGUACCGACGCGAAACGUUUUUUUUUACUAAUUUGAUAUUUUUGGGGGCGAGCGGGGGAGUAUUUCGUUCUGUGGGGGAGACCGGAGCCGAUAUUUGCAAUCGGUCAGUCGGAAGAGUAUUUGAAGUUAUUCUCGAACGAUUUCAGCCAGUUUUUGUGAAAACGGGGAAGAAAGUUUCGGAUCUUAUUUUUUUAAUUAAAAAUAUUCUCUCUUAAAAAACUUAGGCGUGGCAAUUAUGAAACACUGCCUUCUCCUCUACAGUUUUCUGCUCCGUCGACGUAAUUUCGUUUUCGUGACUAAAAUUCUGUUAUUUUUUUAUUAUUUUUCAAUAUUUUUAAUUGAAACUGUUGACCGCUUAUUUUUUUUUCCACGUUGAAAAACACCACCAUGAAAACUUUAUCCGGUAAAGGAAGCUGUACAUACUACAAAUUAUAUACUUACGCAUCAAAUUCAUGCUUUUUUAUGUUGGUAAUUUGUAUAUACAUUUUUUUAAGUUAUCAUGUGAGGAAUAUUCAUGUCAAAUAUGUAUAAUUAGUUAGGGUCUACAUAUACGUUUUAUGUUUGUGUAUUUCUAGAA
Molecule: messenger RNA, 4280 nt
Organism: Anoplophora glabripennis (Asian longhorned beetle)
Lineage: Eukaryota; Metazoa; Arthropoda; Insecta; Coleoptera; Cerambycidae
Gene: Cp190
Product: centrosome-associated zinc finger protein CP190
Exons: 12
Coding region: 76-3636 (1186 amino acids)
Biological process (GO): regulation of transcription by RNA polymerase II
Cellular component (GO): nucleus
Molecular function (GO): DNA-binding transcription factor activity, RNA polymerase II-specific; RNA polymerase II cis-regulatory region sequence-specific DNA binding; protein binding
Source: RefSeq, a predicted model, not a curated record